Messenger RNA from Macrosteles quadrilineatus (aster leafhopper), 2774 nucleotides. RefSeq names its product farnesoate epoxidase-like. The coding region runs from base 241 to 1686 and encodes 481 amino acids. The record is from RefSeq and is a predicted model, not a curated record. Gene Ontology annotation, biological process: xenobiotic metabolic process. The transcript is spliced from 10 exons. Gene Ontology annotation, cellular component: cytoplasm; intracellular membrane-bounded organelle. NCBI's taxonomy places the organism in Eukaryota, Metazoa, Arthropoda, Insecta, Hemiptera, Cicadellidae. Gene Ontology annotation, molecular function: heme binding; oxidoreductase activity, acting on paired donors, with incorporation or reduction of molecular oxygen, reduced flavin or flavoprotein as one donor, and incorporation of one atom of oxygen; iron ion binding.
CAUGUGAUCACAUGCAAAGCAACAAUGUAAAGAAAUGACUUGCAGAAAACAUGCCCACUUGAGUGUUUAUCUGUGUUUGUUGUUCAAUUAUCUCCACCAAGGCUGUCCCCCCUCCACAGAAUUUGGGCACAUUCCCUCAUCACUGACAGACCAUCAUAGACUAGCCAGUUCCAGUUGCCCAGUUGGCCUGAUUCAGCUGUAUAAGGAGAUUCUGGAAGCUAGUGGCAAACCAAUUAGAACAUGUUGGGAACCAUUCUGCUGCUAUUUUCAAUAGCAUUACUUUCAUACUUAUGGAGAUCUCGGAGACCCACUAACUAUCCACCAGGCCCUACACCGUUGCCUAUUGUUGGCAACACUUUCCAAAUGCCAAAGGCGCCAAAGCAUCUCUAUCAGGCUGUAGAGGAGUGGUCUAAAGUUUACGGUGAGAUCAUCGGACUUACAGUUGGAAAUCUAAGAGUUGUUCUUGUUACUGGAGCUGACAAUGUGCUGGCUGCACUGCGAAAAGAAGAGUUUCAAGAUCGACCAGACACAUUUUCCAUCAGAGAAAGAUCAUUCGGUGAACUAUUUGGUAUUUUUUUCAGCAGUGGAGAACAAUGGAUGUCUUCACGCAAGUUUACAGUCAAACAAAUGAGAGCGUAUGGCAAGAACGAAAAAGAAGAUUUAAUUCAAGAUGAAAUCUCUCAACUCAUGGAAACAUUCAAAGAUGGCAGUGUUAUCCAGGGAACCGGUAUAUUUGGAGUCGCCUCAGUGAAUGUUAUUUGGACAAUGUUGGCAAAUAAGAGGAUUGAUUUCAAUGAUGUAGAAUCAAGAAAGUUUUUGGGAAGCUUGAAUGCAAUGAUGCGUCGAGGAACUCCUGCUGGUGGUAGCUUGGUUGAUAUUUCACCAAUUUUCAAAUAUAUUGACACAAGCUUUAAGUUGAACACAGCAACCUUCAGAGAAGUUCAAAAAUAUGUACAACAAACAAUCAAAGAACACGAGGAAAUUUUAGAUCCAAACAACCCUAUGGAUUUGAUUGACCAUUACUUGAUUGAAAUGAAGAAAAACACCUCUAAGCUUUUUACUGAAAAGGACCUUAUCAUGAUAGCGCUCGACUUGUUCGUGGCCGGCGCAGAAUCUGUUAGUAACUCAGUAGAGUUUGUACUGUUGUACAUGAUCUUGUACCCGGAGAUUCAGGAAAAGAUGCAAGCAGAAAUAGACCAUGUUCUGGCAAGAGCAAGGAAACCCAAGUUGGAUGACAAGUUAAGUAUGCACUAUCUGAUGGCAGUUUUGACAGAAGUGGAAAGAAUCAACAGUGUGGUCCCGACCAAUGUGCCCCACACUUGCACAAAAGACACAACAUUUGGAGGAUACUUUAUACCUAAGGGGACAAUGGUUUCAAUGAAUCUUCGUUCACUGGGAUACGACACAAAAUACUGGAGCAACCCUGAGGAAUUUGACCCAAGGAGACAUCUUAAUAAGGAAGGAGUGUUCGUAAAGCCUUCAGUUCUGGCUACCUUUGGAGGAGGUCCAAGGGUGUGUGUCGGAGAGAUCAUUGCAAGAAAUAUAAUGUUCCUGUUCACAGCGACGUUUUUUGAGAAGUAUACCGUCUCUCUUCCCCCCGGGGAGAAAGAACCUUCAACACUAUCUAUGCCUGGCUUCACUUCUGCUCCUCAGCCCUUCAAAGUUAAAAUCCAAAGCAGAUAUUAGUCUGAUAACCAUACGGUUUUCCCAGACUGGCCUUAAAUGCUUAUUAUGGUGCUAGAACACAGUCGGGUAUUAGGAGACAUGGUAUGGACGUCUCCACUUCAAGUGGGUUUCUAUCGAUAGAUUAACGUUAUGUUUUUUCAUCAUCCUGAUGACUGUUCUUUCCACCCUACUUAAAUUUCCAUCCAUCACUACUAAUUUUAAAAACUAACGUGUACAAACAUAUUUUUUAAAUAACAAGAACAUAUUUAUCAAGGCGACCUUUUUAAAAAUAGAGACAAAAUAUUUACUUAGUACUAAAAGUAACAUUACGAGAGUACACCUACUUCUAGGGUACGAGGUUUUUGCAAAAUUAAACCAAUGACGAGCUGCUCAUAGAAACAAAGCAGGAUUGAUGUAUCUGUCUUAUAGACAAUUAUUUGUGGUUAUAGUAGAUAAUUACUGGCAUUGAUACUGGUUUGAUUCAAUCUAAGGCUGGCCUGAACACCUGAUUGCACUAAGGCCAUUAUAUAGGAGUGUUUUGCAGGCUGCUAGUGUUUCUAACUAGAGUGAAAUUAUAGGACUAAUCAAGUACAUGGCCAAAACAUUGUGUGUAAAUUGUUCAAUGGACAACAUCUCUAUUUGAUCAUUUGACAAAAGACCAAGUGCUUUAUAACAAUACAAAAAUGUGUUUUCCAUUGAUUAUUGCAUAACAUUCAAUCUCACCAAUAUUAUAACAUGUUAUUGCAAUUGAAAUGAAACUUAGAGUGUCUCAUUUUGUAAGCUGGUCUUGUAACAAUAAAUGCAUUUGUGAAUUGCUGUAAAAAUGGUCCUAAAUAUUUAAUGAUUAUUACAAUAUGAUACUUUUACGUUUUACAGAUUUGUUGAAUUGUUGAUGCAAAUCGUAAUUCAUUGCUGGAAAAACUGGAAACUGGAAAAAGCAAUUUCCAGGAGUAUUAAUUAAGAAAGUUAAUUUAAAAUAAUUAACCUUCACAAUAAUUUUAGAUAAAUUUAUUAGAUUAGAUUUUUUAACAAAACUUUUUGAUUUUAUAUCUAUAUAGUUUAUUGAUUAGGUAAAUAGUUUAAUUACAAUGAAUGUAUUUUAUUAUUAA